CAAACCUGAGUUGUGAUUGUGAAGUGUUUGUUUUUAAAAUAAAAUAAUAAUGAUCCUGUCGCGCUCGAAGCCAGCAGCCGACAGUCGCGGCAAUACGGGCAGCAGUUCAGCCAAAAAGAGCUUCCCCGAACUCGAGGACUUCGUGCACAAGAGAGAUUAUGUUGGAGCACUCACUAUGCUCGAGUUCCUCCAACACGAAGGCAACACAGAGGUUUGGGCGGACGCGUGGGCGGCGUGGUGCUGGUUCCACCUGGGCGAAUACAGACGAGCACUUGACGCCUACUUACGUGUGCGCAGUCGGGAAAAGCUAGAUCCACGUGUGGCUGAUCACAUCGCCUUGGACGUCGCCGUCUGCUACUUCUACUUAGGUAUGUACAAGGAGUCACAAGAAGCGGCUGAAGAAGCACCUAAAUGCGCGCUCAAAACGCGUCUGACAUUCCACUUGGCACACAAGCUUGGCGACGAGGAGGCGCUUAUGAAGGCCCACGCGGCGCUCCGCGACGUGCCCGAAGACCAGCUGUGCCUGGCCUCUGUGCACUACCUGCGGGCCCACUAUCAAGAAGCCAUUGAUGUUUACAAGAAACUACUGUUGGAUAGGCGGAACUACAUGGCACUGAACGUGUACGUGGCUCUGUGUUACUACAAGCUGGACUACUACGACGUGUCGCAAGAGGUGCUGGGGGUGUACCUAGCGCACCACCCCACUUCCACCGUGGCGGGCAACUUGAAAGCCUGCAACUUAUUCAGGUUAUACAACGGCAAGGCCGCAGAAUCUGAGCUGAAGCAGAUAUCCUCUGAUCAGCACACGUUUGGCCAAGAUCUGGUGAAACAUAAUCUUGUGGUGUUCAGGAACGGCGAGGGAGCAUUAAAGGUUCUCCCAGAAUUAGUAGACGUAGUGCCCGAAGCUCGCCUCAACCUGGCCGGCUACCGGCUGCGGAACAGAGAGCCGUUGGAAGCGAGGGCUCUAUUGGAGCCCCUGCAGGCCACCUCACCUCUGCAUUAUAUUCUGAGGGCGGUUGUGGCUGUUCGACUCUACAAUGAGACUGGUGACGAGGAGCAAAUGAAGCUAGCGCAGCAGAGUUUCCACCUCGUAGGCAGUUCAGCAUCAGAGUGCGACACGAUCCCCGGCCGGCAGUGCAUGGCGUCCUCGUACUUCCUGGCGGCGCAGUUUGAGGAGGUGCUGGUCUACCUCAACUCCAUCAAGAGCUUCUUCGUCAGCGAUGACACGUUCACCUUCAACUAUGCACAAGCUAAAGUGGCAACAGGGUUCUACCGCGAAGCUGAGGAGUGUCUCCUCGGCAUCCAGGAUGAUGGCAUACGAAGCACGUUCACGUAUCAGGCCUGCUUGUGCCGCUGCCACGUCAUGAACCGGGACGCGGCCCUGGCGUGGGAGAUAUGCGUCAAGUCCGCUGGAACUCCUGACAACUUCGCGCUGCUGCAACUGGUGGCCAAUGACAGCUACCGCAUGGGACAGUUUCUGGUGGCUGCUAAGGCUUUCCACAUGCUGGACAGACUGGAUGGAGGGCCAGAAAUGUGGGAAGGUCUUCGCGGGGCAGUGUGUGGAUGCGCACAGGCCACCGCCGCCAACAAGCCGCACGCCGCGGCCGAACUGAGGGACGCUUUGUCGCUGCUCAGAGGACCUAGGGCUCACCCCCGAGCAGACCACAUUCUGCGGCCCAUCACGCGCUGGGCGCAACAGAAUCGGAUCCCGGUAUGAUCCGAGGGCUGCAAAUUGGCCUAACGCCAAAUUUGCAUUU
This is a messenger RNA of Ostrinia nubilalis (European corn borer), 1757 nucleotides long. RefSeq names its product intraflagellar transport protein 56 (gene Ttc26). Gene Ontology annotation, molecular function: protein binding; intraciliary transport particle B binding. Gene Ontology annotation, biological process: intraciliary anterograde transport; intraciliary transport involved in cilium assembly. The record is from RefSeq and is a predicted model, not a curated record. Gene Ontology annotation, cellular component: ciliary base; ciliary basal body; intraciliary transport particle B. NCBI's taxonomy places the organism in Eukaryota, Metazoa, Arthropoda, Insecta, Lepidoptera, Crambidae. The coding region runs from base 50 to 1717 and encodes 555 amino acids. The transcript is spliced from 13 exons.